CACCACUUCACGCGCCUCAAUCAUUACGUUUGUUUUCACAUUUAAACGACACUUAAGUGCCCACUGGCCACUUCCAUUGACACCCAUUAUUACUCUGUCUGUGUCCUCUCUUUUAAAACCUAAUCCUCUGUGAAACUUUUCCAGUUAAAAUCUUUUGCAAUGUCUAAAGCAGUUCUAUUGGUCGCUCUCUGCUUUUUACCGGCUCUAGCCAUCGCGGCUAGACCGAACAAGAACCCUUUCGUCGUGCGAGGCCGUGUCUAUUGCGACACUUGCCUCGCUGGUUUCGAAACUCCAGCCUCUACUUACAUCUCCGGUGCAGUGGUUAGAUUGGAAUGUAAAGACAGGAGAACAAUGGAGUUAACGUAUAGCCACGAGGCGAGAACUGACUCGACAGGAUCAUACAAGAUCUUGGUUAACGAGGAUCAUGAUGAGCAGUUCUGUGAUGCAAUGUUGGUUCGUAGCUCUCAGUUACGGUGUUCCAAUGUGUCCCCUGGUCAUGACCGUGCCCGUGUGACUCUCACUCGCUUCAACGGUAUUGCUUCUGACGACCGUUUUGCUAACAACAUGGGAUUUCUAAGGGAUGCAGCUAUGCCGGGUUGUGCGGAUAUCAUGAAGCUAUACCAAGAAACCGAGGACUAGUUUCUCUGUUUUGUUAAGUAUGUGGUAUUAAAAUGUAUUGCAGCUUGUGUUAUGUGCAUUUUAUCUGUGACGGUUUUAUUACUAAUCGAAAAAAAUACAUAUUGAAUCUCA
Messenger RNA from Arabidopsis thaliana (thale cress), 750 nucleotides. It is a transcript of the gene SAH7, whose product is annotated as Pollen Ole e 1 allergen and extensin family protein. Lineage: Eukaryota; Viridiplantae; Streptophyta; Magnoliopsida; Brassicales; Brassicaceae. The transcript is spliced from 2 exons. The record is from RefSeq and is marked reviewed. The coding region runs from base 160 to 639 and encodes 159 amino acids.